Messenger RNA from Protopolystoma xenopodis, 204 nucleotides. The record is from the annotation of a GenBank genome assembly. NCBI's taxonomy places the organism in Eukaryota, Metazoa, Platyhelminthes, Monogenea, Polystomatidea, Polystomatidae.
AUGACCGUGAUCCAGGAUCCAGGAUUUGGUAUCAGGGAUACUGGAGAUGAAGCCAGUUAUCAGGAAUCCGUGAGCUGGGGUUCCGAAGCUCGAGGUUCAGAAUCCGGGAUUCCGAAUAUGAAAUUAGACAUCCAGGAUUCGGUAUUAAGGAUCUGUGGCCUAAGCUUCAGACUGCAAGCCCCGAGCUCCGGGAUCCGAAAUUAA